Molecule: messenger RNA, 7499 nt
Organism: Ictalurus furcatus (blue catfish)
Lineage: Eukaryota; Metazoa; Chordata; Actinopteri; Siluriformes; Ictaluridae
Gene: igsf9b
Product: immunoglobulin superfamily, member 9b
Exons: 19
Coding region: 685-5949 (1754 amino acids)
Biological process (GO): cell-cell adhesion
Molecular function (GO): protein binding
Source: RefSeq, a predicted model, not a curated record
GAGGGUGGAGGAACAGCACAAAGUAGACGCUGUUCAUUUCAUUUCACAUGGCUUCUAUAUCUCGUGUAGUUAACUUUUUUUUUAAGCAGCUAUAUCCGUUCUUCAGCUGGUCGACCAGGGGUUUCCAGGAGGCGUCAGUGAUUUUAGUCUACUUUAAACCGAAAAGAAAAGAAAAGGGGGAGUUGAAGCGAGAGUGCGCGCUUGUGUAGCAUGUAGCGAGUUGCGUUUAGCGUUGCGCAUUUGGACAACCUGUGUCAGCAGGUAAGGUCCUGUACACGAAGCCCAAACUCGCUCCGGUCAAAGGGAGAGGAAAAGCAUUGCCUCGGGCAAUUCCUGUGAAGAAAACCUGUUUUCCCUCUGUGUAUAAAAAAGAAAAAGAAAAUUCUAAUGGUUCUACAGCAACACCUUAUUCAACUCGGCACCUGAUACUGGCGAUAAUGUAAAGCUCAGAGAGAACAGAGCCACGCGUUAUUUCAGCUCAGUUUGCAUGAGGAGGGUCAAGAAACACCUCUAUCUACCUUCAAACAAACACUUUUGUUUUGUUUUGUUUUUGUAACUAUACUGACCAGGACAUAUUCGGAAGGAACUUCUCUUGGGUAUACGAAAAAGGAAAACUUCUAUGGAGUGAUGUAUCACAGAAGGUGUAGAGCCACAGAAAUGUGUGACGGUGUGUGAGCGCUUGCCAUGGGACAGAAGAAAAUCUGGCUUCUCUGUGUCACAUUUGCUUCCUUCCUCUAUCUUACAAAUCCCUCAUUAAGUGCUGAAACGGUGGUGAAAGGAAGAGUAGGGGGGACUGUAGAACUGGGCUGCACCCUCACCUCUUCAUCAGAUGGGGUCAUGACUCCCAAUCUAUUCCCUCUGCACGUGGUUGAGUGGGUGCGUCUGGGCUACAACGUCCCCAUUCUUAUAAAAUUUGGAGACUACACGCCACGUGUGCACCCAAAUUAUAAAGGCCGUGUGUCUCUGAUACGGGGAGCGUCUCUAGUGGUUGAUGGCUUGACUCUGGAGGAUGAAGGCUGGUUUGAGUGUCGCAUACUUUUGCUGGACAGAACAGCUGAUGAGUUCAGAAAUGGCACAUGGACUUUCCUGUCAAUCACAGCUCCUCCAGUGUUUAUAAAGAUACCCCCUUCCUUUGUGGAGGUCCUUUUGGGGGAAUCUCUCACCCUUAGCUGUGGUGCACAUGGCAACCCAAAACCAAAAGUCAUCUGGAGAAAAGAGGACAACACACUGGUGGAAGAAGACAAGAUUAAGGUAAUCAAUGGAACCUUAUCUUUGGUCAAGGUUACCAGGGAAACAGCAGGAAUGUACAAGUGUCACAUAUCCAACUCUGAGGGAAACUUGACUCACAUUACCCAACUACAGGUUAAAGGUUCUCCAGUCAUUGUUAUUUCCCCUGAGGACACCACCAUGAACAUGUCCCAGGAUGCAGUUCUGCAGUGCCAUGCUGAUGCAUACCCAUCUAACCUCACAUAUGAGUGGCAGAAAGAAGGGGAAAAUGUCCAUUAUGUUGAAUCUCUGAAGUCUCGUGUAAAGAUCCUGGUGGAUGGUUCUCUACUCAUUCCUGAGUUAAUCCCUGAAGACUCAGGAAACUACACCUGCAUUCCCUCCAAUGGGUUACUGACUCCACCCUCGGCUUCUGCUACCCUCAAAGUGAAAUAUCCUGCACAGGUGGUGCGGAUGCCCAGAGAGACUUAUCUCCCUGCUGGCAUGGGCGGAACAAUUGUGUGCCCAGUUCAAGCUGAACCUCCGAUGCUGUUUGUCAACUGGACCAAAGAUGGUGCCUCACUGGAUGUACGCCAGUACCCAGGUUGGAUGAUAAACUCAGAAGGCUCCUUGUUCAUAGACACAGCCAAUGAUGAUGCAGUAGGCAUGUACACCUGCACUGCCUACAACAGUUAUGGGACUAUGGGUCAUUCUGAACCUACGAAAGUUAUUCUGAAGGAUCCCCCACUGUUUCAGGUGUCCCCCAGGGCUGAGUACCUACAGGAAGUUGGUAGAGAGCUGAUCAUUCCCUGCCAAGCACAUGGGGACCCAGCACCUAAUAUCACCUGGACCAAAGCUGGGAGUACACUUUUCUCACAAUUUACUGUUUUGUCCAAUGGUUCUCUGGUUCUGCGUCCAGUCAGCAAAAAUCAUCAAGGAGCAUGGGAAUGUCAUGCUACCAACUCCGUGGCCACAGUCAGUAAAGGCACUGUGGUUCUAGUGUUAGGGACAAGCCCCCAUGCUGUGACUGGGGUAUCUGUAGAUCCAGGCACUAACAGUGCCAAUGUAUCCUGGCAGCCUGGCUUUGAUGGAGGAUAUACCCAGAGGUUCAGCAUCUGGGUGAAGCCCACUAAUAGAGAGAAACAUGAGUGGACCUCACUCCCAGUCUCCACAUCUGAAUCCAGGCUCCUUGUGACAGGUCUCCAGCCUGCCACCAGUUACCAGUUCAGCAUCUUGCCCCAGAACAAGUUGGGCUCUGGCCCAUUCAGUGGGAUUGUCACCAUCAUGACCCUUGGGCCUCCAACAUAUCCACCCACUGUAGUAACUGAUGUAGCAGCCCUACUUGCUCCCACCUCACUGUCAGUCAAUUACACAGCAGUGGGUGUGCUGCUGCAGUGGCUGCCACCCUGUGCUCAGUCUCCACUGAUCAAAGCCUUUGUGCUCCAGGCAAGUCAGGAGAUGGGUGAAUGGGUUACACUUGAUAGAGAAAUCAAUGUCAACUCCACAGAAAUCCUUGUUCAAGGACUGACAAGAGACUCUUACUAUGAGCUGAGGCUGCUGUCACGUGGAGCUAGAAUAGUCAGUGAUCCCAGCGAAUCAGUCAGUAUCACCACUAAAGGUAUGGAGGUAUACCCAGCUCCACCCAGCUUGUUGACUUUCGUUACUCAGCCCCUGAUGGCUGGUGUGAUUGCGGGUGUGUGCUUCCUGUUUUUGGCUAUCAUUCUUUCAGUGGUGACAGCACGUGUUAUGAACCAGAGGAGGAAGCAGCGCCGCAGGAAGAGACGAGAUGUUAUCUCUACUGCCUUCCAGAAGACUCGAUCUGCACAAGCUAGCUUGCCUGAUGACAGUCCCAAGAGCAUACUGAAGAUGAAGUUAUGCCCUCCACUUAACUUUUUUCCCAAUUCCUCUUCUUCUGACCGUUCAGAUCGCUCAUCCUUUGAUAAGGGCAGCCACAGCGAGUAUCAGGAUCAGAAGAAGCAACUUCUCCCCUCAUCAUCUCCACCACCAUGCUACACUCUGUUUGAGAGCCACCUAGGCGGUUCCCCGUCCACAUUGUCUGCCAUUGAGUCUAUAUCCAGAGGGCCCGAUGGCCGUUUCAUUGCCCAACCAUGUUUAGAGGAUUCUAAGGCAAUGCAAAUUAAAACAAAAAAAGAAUUCUCUCAGUCCCCUGUACAGGAUAAUGCUGAAAGGAGCAAGAGUAGCUCUUUCCGAGACUCUCCCAGAUCCUGUUCAGUUAGGUCAGAGAAGAGACUGAUACAAGAUCCACCAUCAACAGGGCAGGGCAGCCACAGCAAAUGUCUAACACUGAUGAAAGAGCAAGAGGUGCUGAGAAGCUUCACGACCAGCCUCAGAGCACAAAAGUGUGAGAAGGAGCAGAGACAGUCUAAGUCAGCAAGUCCUAUUAGAAGAUGGGCUGGGGUUGAGUUGGAUGAACCCAUCUCGAAACCUCAGGAUAUUCCUCUCCGGCAAAAAGCCCAGAGACCUAGCAGCCUGGCCCAACGAGUUUCAGAAUAUCGGAGGGGUUGUUAUUUUGGCAACACCAGCAGUCCCAUGGAGAGUCCACUCACCUCCACCUCCCCAUACAUUCAAUGGGACAUCAGCCCUGUGACUUCUCCUACCAGCCAGGUCCCUGCUCUGAGCCCCCCAGAGGGGAACACACUUCAAUGCAUGUUCCCAGACACAUCACACAGAGGUUUGGAGGGUGUAGAAGACUCAGCAGCAGGAGAUUUUUCACAAUCAUCAGUUACACAGUACACCUCCCUUUCAAUCCUUUCCAACCAAAGGCACAGUCCUUCUUGCUGUGAGUCAGACAUAAGUAAGGCACAGGCCAAAUGCCCAGAGAGACCAAUAGACACGGAGCUUUCCAGUACAAGAAUUAUAACCGAGGAUCAUUGGAUGAGAACACAGCACUCUGCUGCUGAAAGGGGAAAAGAAGCCAGCCCUGAAGGACACUUCCCAAAAUUCAGUACUAACUUGAGCCAGAAUUUUAUUGGUUGUUUCACCAUUACCCAUGAUAAUCAGAAGAGUGACAGUGAGAUCAAAACUGAAGAUAAACCCAGCUCCUCAUCUUUGCAACCUGAAGAAGAGAAAGAGGGUGUCAGAGCACGCUCUCGCAAGAGUGACAAGUGUGUGUUCAGUGUUAGCCCCAAUCACAUUUUUCCUCUGCCCCUUCUUGAAAAUGAAGUUGAAAGUGAUCAGUCUAAUUUCUCCAUUAGAUUAUCUGAAUCACUGAAAGGCAAGAUAGUGCCACAGCCUGACAGGAUGCCUGCUCUGCAACCAAGCACUAUUCUGGAGUAUUUAAGCCUGCCAGGCUUUGUUGAGAUGAGUGUAGAUGAACCUAUUGAGGAGUGUCAACUGGCAGAAUCUACUUGGCUCAGCACCAAACAAGCAGAUGGGACUCUGUUAAGAGGUGAACCUGAUGUGGUUCCUAAGAACUGGGAGAAUCAAGGUCAUUACCACUUAGAGUCGAAUGAUGAUCACCAAAGCAGAUUUUUGGUGGAUCAUAAAAUACCCAUUCCUGUAGAAUGUUCUAUUCCUGAAAAUGUAACUAGUUCUAUACCCUGUCAACAGCUGGCACAAGGACAUACAAGUAUAAACCCAAGGUCCUCAGAUACAAAAUUUAUUUCAACACAAUAUUUAGCCUAUAAAGGAAAUAGUCCCUAUCCAUUGAUCUCUGACAAAAGCCUUGGUUCUGAUAAACCCAGACACUUGAGCCCAGCACAGCCUCUAGUGAGUACUAAAGUAGUCUAUAAUAUCCCUUAUCAAGGUGAGAGUAUGGAAGAAUCUUUAUCAGAGCACACUCAGUGGUGUCAAUCUCAGAAUAAGAGGACUAACCAAGUAAGUACACGGAUCUCUCAGGCUCCUGUGCCUUUUAUGAAGAAAUCAGUCAGCACUGGUCAAUACAGGACACUCUCAGGUAUGGGGCAGCCCCGUCCAUUCCUAAGGAAAUCUGUUAGUUUAGGGUCUCAGAAGUGGGAUCAUCAUCAAAGCUCCAGGACAUAUGUCUCUAAUAAAUCUUACAAAGAUGAGCUACCCCAUCUUAGUGUAAAAGACAAGUCCUACAAUUUGGGUUGCACACCUGCAAAUUCUUACUUGAGGUCUGGUCCCUCAUGGCAAGGGACAAGGCAUGCCAAAUCAUACAGAAGCUAUGGCCCGGAGAGACCUUGUAAUAGUGAGAGACCAUACAUGACUCCAUCAUCUCUCAUCAAUGCGCAUGGCCCAUCAGUCCUAGAUCCACCAAAACCUGUAGAACCUUACAGACGAGAGUCAGAUCAACAUCAACAAGCUACAGUCUUUCAAGAGUGGCCACUGUCAUAUCAAGAGACCCUAAGGUUAGUCCAGCACAGGUAUGUCCCCCAUGGUCCCCCUCGACCCCUUAGUGCACCCAGACUAGUUGCAAGGUGGGGCCAUCCUCACCCUAUGGACUCCAGAAAGAGUUUUCAGAGGCCAUUCUUGCCUAGGGGUUACAGCUGGCCUUCACCCCACCAUGCAGUUUUUCCCUCAAGGGAGAUUCAGAGAGAACUACAUGGAGUGGUGGGUAAGGGUGAGGGCAGGGACAGUACAGGAGAGUGUGGUCGAGCCAGUUAUGCCAGCCAGAGCAGUGGUAGGGGGAGCGUGGGGCCAUUUGGGCACCUCCGCCAGUCCCUUUCCAUCACUCCUACAUUAUUGAGCUCUCCUGAGAUUACAGAGGAGAGUGAGAGGCACAAGAGAGAAUCAGACCUGCGAGAGCGAAGGUCAAAAAGGUGAAUUACCUCUGUAACAACUUUUUCAUUGGCCCCACAUAUUGUUUGGAAGUCUUAUUGUAUGUUUUGUAUCUGUCUAAAGUAGGAAUACAUCAGUAGAUGAGUGUUAUGAGUUUGAUCCUACUGAAUACCGGAUAGGCCUUGACCUCCUGGAGGCCAUAAAGAUGGAGCAGGCAGGCAUGAGGCAAGGGAGGGAACUGAGACAUGAUAGGGUUACCAGCACUGGCCUCCAGGACCUUCAGGAGGAAGGUGAGCGUCCCAUAAGCUAUUUACCCAUAUAAAGUCAUGUGAAAAUAUAAGUAUACCCCAUGGAAAUUGAUGACUUUUUUUUUUUUUUACUUUUUUGGACCAGCAAACGUUUGAUCAUCUUUGAAAUUUGAAAAUUUCACAAAGGAAAAUUAGAUUUUUCAAUCAUUAUUCAACAGAAAUAUUAAUAGAUGUGAUAUUCUUCUCUGGGAAAAAGUAAGUACACCCUUGGCCUCAGAAGCAAGUAUUGCCCCCUUUAGCGGAAAUAAUUUCUUGUAGCUGUUUGCAUAAUUGUCCACCAGUCUCUGACAUCAGCUUGCUGGAAUUUUCAACCACUCUUCCAUGCAAUAUUCUUUCAGUUACAAGAUGUUUGAGGGUUUUCUUGCAUGUACUGCCCAUUUCAAGUCCCUCACAACAUUUCAAUGGGAUUCAACUCUGGGCUUUGACUAGGCCAUUCCAUAAACCUCCAAUUUCAUCUUUUUGAGCCAUUCCCUGGUGGAUUUGCUAGUGUGCUUAGGAUCAUUAUCCUGUUGAACAGUCCACUUUCGGUUCAACUUCAACUUUUGGACAGUUGGCCUCACUUUAUCUUCAAGCACUCUUUGAUAUGAUGUAGAAUUCAUAGUUGAAUCAAUGAAUGCAAGCUGUCCAGUCCCUGAGGCAGCGAAGCAACCCCAAACCAUAAUAUUUCCUCCACUGUGCGUCAUAGUUUCUCCUCCUGAAAGGCUGACUUUGGUCUGCACCAAACAUGUCUGCUGUUACUGUGGCCAAACAACUCUAUCUUUGAUUCGUCUGUCCAGAGCAAAUUCUAAAAGGCCUGGUCUUUGCCUGUAUGCUCAUUGGCAAACUGCAGUCUUGCUCUUAUGUUCUUUUUAGACAAUGAAGGCUUUUUCCUGGCACGCCUCCCAUGCAGGUCAAAUUUGUGCAAUCUCUUUCUGAUUGUAGAAGCAUGCACUUUGACACCAACAGUUGCAAGACUUAUUAGCAGAUCUUAUAAUGAAAGUUUGUGGUUCUUGGAGACUUCUUUUUGCAUCAGACAGUCUGCUCUUGGGCUGAAUAUGCUGGGAUGGAGAGGCCUGUACAAAAUUCCGUUUGAAAUCUGCGCCACUUGUAGAUGAUUUUCCUUACAGUGGAAUGAUGGAGAUCUUAAUUUAGAGAUCUUGUUAAAUCUCUUACUAGACUCAUGAGCAUCCACAAUCUUUUUUUAUGAAGGCCUUACAGAACUCUUUAGAUCUUGGCAUGAUGACACCACACACAUCAACAGCAAAGGGAACACCAGACACUAGAUGUGAGAGUUUUAAAUAGGACAGG